GCUUUCCUGCACACACACAGAGAUAGCUCUGAUUGCUGCGAAGGGAGAAGACGAGUGCGGUCACCUUUAGCUAGCAUUUAGAAUAGGCUAAUAAUAACCCUGUUCCUUUUUUAUCGUUUUAGUCAUGUAAGGGACUUUGUAAUGUCAGCAGAACAGGAGAAAGACACCCUCUCUCUUAAAAGGAACAGAGGUGGAGACGGGGGGCUUGAUGGGUUAGGAGGGCCGGGUGUGCUACUGGCAAGCCCCGAUAAGAAAAAGCGCAAGUCAAACACUCAGCCGACUCCAUUUGCUCCUCUCUCGGAGUACGCUCCGCCGCCAAAUCCAAGUGGGGACCACCUGGUGGCGGCCAAUCCCUUUGAUGACAGCUACAAUGUCCCGUCGUUCAAGCCUGUGCCCUCUGGGAACCCGUACUACGGGCACUCGCACUACCCUGGUUUCAGCGGCUAUGGCCCUCAGAGGAUGUCUCCGCACGGGCCUGCCAGGAUGCCCUCUCCAUACGGGGGGCCUUAUCAGACGCGAAACCAGCUCCAUCCUUUUCCCCAGAACCAAAUGGGCAUGGGGUUCAGCCGGCCCCCUGGUUUCAACUACGGUCACCCUGAAAAUCCUGCCUACGGGAAUCAGCCGGUGUUCAACAACAGCAGCAUGCCUUUCUCACCCAAUCAGCCUUUUAGACCCGGGCCGGGAGAUGGCUUCAAUCAGAUGCCGCCGCACGGCAUGAGCCAAAGCACAAACCCCGACCUGGGCUCGGGUUUUGGACCGGAGGGCAAUGCCGCUGCCAAUGCGCCACCGCGGCCCUGUGUGGACGCUGCUCCUGGGUUCAUGCAGCAACAGAACAACCUCAGCCAGCCCAGUGCCACCGCGUCCAAGCAGAGCGUAAAUGAAGCUUCAAGUAAAAGCACACCCCUGAGUGCGUCCCCCCAGAAACAAAGCCAGGGGACGGAGGAGACCGCGUGUCAGGACGGGGCCUUGGACCCAAAGCUAAAGAGCAGAAGCACCCCUAUCAGUCAAGAAGGCAGUCAGUCUAACGCUCUGGAUAAGCUCAAUGGCAUUAUUCACGCUGGCGAGGACUCCUUAAAGAACUCUCCACAGCCCUGCAUCUCCAUGGAGCUGCCUUCCCUCGAGGCCAGGAGGAGGCGCCGGAGGAGUAGCAGCAGCGGAGGAGGUGCUGGCAGCAAUAAGGGCGCGGCGCACCCAAACCGGCCAAGCCACUCCUCCACAGAGCCCGUGUACCCGUGUGGGAUAUGUCUGAAUGAAGUGAAUGAUGACCAGGAGGCCAUCUUGUGCGAGGCCUCUUGCCAGAAAUGGUUCCACCGAAUUUGCACCGGAAUGACAGAGACGGCCUACAACCUCUUGACGGCGGAGGCGUCGGCAGUGUGGGGCUGCGACACCUGCAUGGAGGAGAAAGGUGCUCAGCUCACCAGAACCAGGGAACUGGCGGUACAGCCUGCGCUUGUGAUAGGGUCCGGUCUCCUGGGAUGGUGAUGAAGCAAGAGUGCAUCACAAGGUAGCAUUAAAAAAAUUUUUUUGACUUUACUUCCUGUGAAAUAUAUGCACUACUAAAGGAAAGCUUAGCACUUAUAGUUGACAUUUAAAAUGGUUUGACAUGGGGAAAUUAUGUUCAGGCUGUUUGUAAAAGUUGCAAACAAUGUCAAAGGGUGAAUGUAGAUGGUAAAUCUGCUUAAAUAUAAAUUGCAAUCAUAUACCCCUCUACUAUUUGCCCCAACAAAAUGAAUUAAAAUUUAAUUACAGUUUAAUUCAAACUUAUUGCAAACCUUAUUAAGAUGAAUUGAUAAUCAAUUAUGUUUUAGCUUAUUGAAUUGACAAGUUCUCUGUUAGGAUCUGGCUGAACUGGCUGUGUAAUCUGACAAGAUCGUGUUGACUUUAGAGAUUUGCUUCCGUUUUAGACUAUAAAAACAAUUCAGAAAUAAGACCAUCUUUUUACAACACUGCCAUAUUUAUAGUCAAUGGAGGGGAGAAACUGGCCUUUGUGUAUUUAUAUAAGUGUUUAAAUAUGAUAAUUACUGUUAAUUUAUUAGAUUCCAUUUGUUGUGUAGCUAUCUGCUGUGUUGAGAAUGAUCCUUGAUUUAAUAUAUUCCCCAUAUUUCCUGUAAUUUUUUUAUUAUUAUUGAAACUGUUUUAAUUGUGCUUGACAAAAAGCAAUACACAAGUGGUGACUAUCCUGUUAGAUAUGUAUUGUUGAAAUGAACAUUGCCAAUAAGUGUGGUUAAAGUAUGGACCUGCUUUUCCAUGUUAUUUCUCCAAAAUCUUGUGUUUAUUUUUGCUACUUUUAUGUACAUUUUUACACUCUAGAUGACUGUUGACACCAGAUGCCUUAAUUGUGCUUGAUAGUUCUGUAUAACUGUAACAUGUAGCUCUUUAAGUAUAAGGUAUGAAGAGGCCAAAUACUCAUUCUACACUACAUAAAUUAAUUUGUGCUGCCCGCUGCAAUGCUGUGGAACGACUGGUACAAUGUGUUGCUUAAAUGUUUCAAGUGAAAUAUUUACUGUGAUGUGAAAAUAAUUUCAUUACAGAUAUUGAAUGUACCUUUCAUAUUUACAGGAAUUUAAAAGUUAAUUUUUUCCGUUCUACACAAAGUGAUGCAAUUUCGAAUUUAGCUUACAGACUUUGUUUUCUUACUGACCACAAAGGUACAGACAAUACUUAAUUUGUAACAAAGGAGGCCUGGGUUCUGAGAUUUUGUGUAAAUAUUGCCAAUUGAUCAUGGUUGUGAAGACCAAGGUUAAUACUUCUGCUCAUAUAUUCUUGCCACUAGCAUUGUUAAAGAGUAGGCCUCUACGUUAUAUUAUGGCAUCAAAUUAUGUGUUUACGCGCAAACACACACACACCCAGAAUGCGACAUAGAUUUGUGGCUCUGAUUGCCAUGUCUCUAGUUGCUUGAUCCUGCCAAGACCUGUUACAAAUUAAGUAGUGCAGAAACGCAUCAAGACUGUUUCGAUUAAAUGUGUACUUCAAGCGUAAAGUUGUGAAAACUUUGCUCUAUACUGAAUAAAGUAUUGUGUUAAAUAAAAACUUUAAAUAUUUA
Messenger RNA from Anguilla rostrata (American eel), 3043 nucleotides. RefSeq names its product pygopus family PHD finger 1 (gene pygo1). The record is from RefSeq and is a predicted model, not a curated record. The transcript is spliced from 4 exons. Lineage: Eukaryota; Metazoa; Chordata; Actinopteri; Anguilliformes; Anguillidae. The coding region runs from base 142 to 1482 and encodes 446 amino acids.